Molecule: messenger RNA, 1737 nt
Organism: Dictyostelium discoideum AX4
Lineage: Eukaryota; Evosea; Eumycetozoa; Dictyosteliales; Dictyosteliaceae
Product: pseudouridine synthase family protein
Exons: 1
Coding region: 1-1737 (578 amino acids)
Biological process (GO): pseudouridine synthesis; RNA modification
Molecular function (GO): RNA binding; pseudouridine synthase activity
Source: RefSeq, a predicted model, not a curated record
AUGGAAGAAAAUAAAAUAGAAAUAUCAAAUAGUAAUAAUAGUAAUAGUAAUAAUAAUAAUGAAGAUUUAGAAAAAGAAAUACCACCACCACCAACACAAUCAUCAAUUAAAAAUUAUAAAAAAAGAGUUUAUAGUAUAUUACAUGAUGAUGAAAAUAAAGAACAACCAAAGAAAAGAGUUAUUUUAAGUUAUCAUGAUGGUGAUGAAAGUAAUUUAGUUACAGUUGAAGAUCCAGAUAAUAAUGAAAAAUCAUUUAUAAUUAAUAAAAAGUAUAUUCAAGAGGAUGGUAGUAUUUUAUCAAAACAACAAUAUAAGAAAAAGAUUGAACAAUUUAAUAAACAAAAGAAAAUUGAUAAUAGACAAUCAAGAAAACAAAAGAAAAGAGCAGAAACUCAUAAAAAGAAUGAUGAGGAGGGUAAUAUUACUAAACAAAUCCUAGCUGAAACUAGUUUUCAUUAUAAGGAUAAUCUAAGACAUAUCGAACCUUAUCAAUAUACAUUCAAAGUGUUUGCAAAGGAGCGUUGGUUCGGUCAAUCGAUAUUGGACAUGUUUUCACAAGAAUUCUCAACCAAUUCACGUGAUGUCUAUUUAAAGAAAAUUAAAAGGGGUUUAAUUAAAGUCAACGAUCAAUUAGUAUCACCAUCAUAUAAAAUCAAAUUAAAUGAUACCAUCAUUCAUACCGUGCAUAGACAUGAACCACCCGUUACUGGUGAGUCCAUUAAAAUAGUGUCAUUGGAUGAGAAUGUUGUGGUUGUAGAUAAACCAUCCUCAAUCCCAGUUCAUCCAUGUGGUAGAUUUCGUCAUAAUUCAUUAAUGUAUAUAUUAGCAUCUGAACAUGGAAUCAAUCAAUUAUAUGGUGUACAUCGUUUAGAUCGUUUAACUUCUGGUCUUUUAUUAUUAGCACGUACUCCUGAUUCUGCAAAUAAAAAAGCAAAUCAAAUUCAAUCUGGUUUAGUUUCAAAACAAUAUUUAGCAAAAGUUAUUGGUAAAUUUCCAGGUAGUGAUACAAUUAAUUCAUCAUCAUCAUCAUUUAAUGAACAAAUAAAAUUAUGUAAACAUUUAGAAGAUGGUACAUUUAUAAUUGAUCAGCCAAUUGUAAUUCAAAGUAUGCGUCUUGGUAUUAAUCAUGUUGGUGUUGGUGGUAAACCAUCAAUAACUCAUAUUAAACUAUUUAGUUAUGACCAAUCAACCAAUACAUCCAUUGUAUUAUGUACACCAAAAACUGGUAGAACUCAUCAAAUAAGGGUUCAUUUAAAAUGGUUAGGAUUUCCAAUUGCAAAUGAUCCAUUAUAUAAUAAUGAAUUUAAAGAAUCAUUUAAAGCUUUAACAAGUGAUGGUAAAACAUCUUAUAUUUUCGAUGAUGAUGAUGGUGGUGGUGAGAAUAAUGAAAAAGAUGAAAAAAUCAAUAAUAAUAAUAAUAAUAGUUUAUCACAAAAAAUAAUAAACAAAGUUACAAAAGAAGAAGAAGAUUUUAUUGACGAUGGCGUUUCACCAAUUCAUUGUAAUGAUUGUUCAAUAGUUUGGUCUGAUAGUACUCAAUUUUCAUUUGGUAUUUAUUUACAUGCCUUAUCAUAUUCCUCAAAUGAUUGGUCUUAUAAAACUGAUUUACCAAAUUGGGCUAAACCUUCAUUUGAAGCUUCAAAUGAAACAUCAACUGAAACCACAAAUCAAAAUAUAAAUACAACAACAACAACAAUAAUUUCUGAAAUUAAAGAAGUUGAAGAGAAAAUAAAUUGA